Molecule: messenger RNA, 1732 nt
Organism: Salvelinus fontinalis (brook trout)
Lineage: Eukaryota; Metazoa; Chordata; Actinopteri; Salmoniformes; Salmonidae
Product: mothers against decapentaplegic homolog 6-like
Biological process (GO): BMP signaling pathway; anatomical structure morphogenesis; cell differentiation
Cellular component (GO): heteromeric SMAD protein complex
Molecular function (GO): I-SMAD binding; transcription regulator inhibitor activity
Source: RefSeq, a predicted model, not a curated record
ACUGGCACAUGAUGGGAAUCAACCAAUGGCUCCAGAGCUUUCCUGGGGCCCCCGUGUGCACGGGCGAGUGUAUCCGAAAAGAAUAGCAGAGAGUGAGACUGGCAGCAAAGUCAUUCAAGUUUUCCUUUCAACCACUCCUGAGUCUUGAAUCGGAGUAGCUACAUCUGCAUCCGUAUGUUUGAGCAGCAUAAAAACUCAAUCUAAACUUUUUCUUUCGGGGUUGCAAACGGAUUAUUCUACACUACGGUGGAAAAUAACAGUGGAAUCUGAAUGCGGCAAGGAUUAUUUGGGAUUAUUUCGUGGUGAAGCAACUCCAUCGAUGUGCCGUCAGAAGGAUUCUAAAGCAAAGGAUUUAACCAAGGGUGCUCAAAGUCCAAGAAAAAAACUAACUAUUUUGCUGUCGUUUCAUGUUGUAGCUAUAGCCUAGUUAUUGGAGGAAUAAUUAUGGUAUAGCCUAUGAAUUGCUGCUCGGAAGAUAGUCUUGGGGAAUUGUGUAGCCUCUGUAAAGACACACGUUUUCAUGGAGUUGGUAGACGAUAUGGUUGUAGGAUAUAACAGACCAGUAAAUGCAUGUAUGUCGCAUUCUGUUUAGCUGUGCAAUCUCGUUACAUUUGACUUUGUUUGAUGCAACAUACAACCGUAAAUUACAUUCUAAUGCUGCGAGUUAGUCAUAAAUCUACGACCCCCGGCUGCGCAUGUAGUGCGCGCCGUUUACAAAACAUUAAUGUUGUGCGGAGACCAUAAAUCAAUGUGGAAUCCUCACAGACCUGGACGGGAACAAUACGACACAUCCAAAACUGUCUAAAUUGUCGUAUGUUCAGGUCGAAACGCUCAGGUCUUAUACGGCGACUCUGGAGAAGCCGUUUAGUCCCAGACAGAGACGUGGGAGAUGGGAGAAGCAAACGAAGCGAGGAGUUUCGGGACGAUUCGUGUGGCAGUAACCCAGAAAAAAUACCCAAAACGGAGCUCGGGUCGGUGACCCGUGCCUCGCCAUCUCUGGGAACUUUCGACGAAGUGUGCAACACAGACCUCACGGACAGCGCAGAGUCGGCGCCGGGGGACAAUUCGGACCAUGGUCAGAGGGAUGCCAUGUGUGUCCCCGUCCCUCAUCACCGAGGCUCUCAGCCAGAACACGAGAAUGACAGUAGAACGGUUACUUGCUGUUUGUUUCGAGACAGGGACCCUGGACCUCGGAGCCCCGUCUUGACCCGGGGUAUUCGAAACUCUAGUCCCCGCGAUGGAGGUAUCCUCACGGGACGGGAGGGGAAUACUGUCUCGGUGGCCGAGCAAGAACUCAAGAACGUUACCUAUGCUCUUUUGAAAAGACUCAAGGAGAAACCGCUGGAUGCCUUGUUGGAGGUGUUGGAGCAUAAAGGAGGGAUGCCCAGUGACUGUGUUCUGGUACCCCAGACGGAGCUGCGUUUAGGUGGCCACUCGACAUCUCCCCCAUUUCUGCUCUGUAAACUCUACCGAUGGACUGACCUGCACCACUCGACUCAACUCAAAGCGCUGUGCCACUGUCAAAGCUUCCGGGCAUUGGACAGCAGCGAAACGGUGUGCUGUAACCCCUAUCACUACAGUCUCUUGUGUGGGCCAGAAUCCCCACCACCCCCCUACUCACGACUAUCUCCCUCAGAUGAACACAAGCCACUGGAACUAUCAGAUUCAACACUGUCGUACACUGAAACUGUGGCCCCCCACUCCCCCGACGUCACGCCAAGACUCUUCUCAG